Molecule: messenger RNA, 1397 nt
Organism: Mercurialis annua (annual mercury)
Lineage: Eukaryota; Viridiplantae; Streptophyta; Magnoliopsida; Malpighiales; Euphorbiaceae
Exons: 8
Coding region: 193-1071 (292 amino acids)
Biological process (GO): protein ubiquitination
Cellular component (GO): membrane
Molecular function (GO): ubiquitin-protein transferase activity; zinc ion binding
Source: RefSeq, a predicted model, not a curated record
AGAUGAUGGAGCUUCGUUAAAACCGAACCCAAUCCAUCAGAUUUUUAUUUUUCAAACAAACAAAUUAAAAAAGACAGACUUAGAAAGCUCCAACACUUUUUUUUUCGUAGAAAACUACAAUACCCAGAAAACGCGUUAAUUUUUCCCUUUGUUGUUCAACAUUUUCAGCAGGAGUUUAUAAUCAAAUACCAAAUGAGUGAUCAUCUAGUUUUGUGUCCUGAUCGUCUUAUAACACCUGAAAGCUUGGAACCAGUGCAAGAAGCUAGGGAUCCAGGAUCUUGUGGAGAGUGUUCAUCUUCUCAUACUGUUGAUGUACCCACUUGUGUGAUUGAUGUUGAGGGAGUGGGAGAACAUGGUGAAUCUGAGGAAGAACCCCUCCUGCAAACAAUGGAAUGUCGUAUUUGCCAGGAGGAGGAUAGCCUCAAUAACUUGGAGUCACCAUGUGCUUGUAGUGGUAGCUUGAAGUUUGCCCACAGGAAGUGUGUUCAGAGAUGGUGUAAUGAAAAAGGAGAUAUAACUUGCGAGAUAUGUCAUCAGCCAUACCAACCUAACUACACUGCCCCACCACCUCCUCCUUUAGAAGAGACAACAAUUGAUAUCAGUGAGGGUUGGACUAUUGCGGGAACUCCUUUGGAUUUGCAUGAUCCUCGAAUUUUGGCUAUGGCAGCAGCAGAGCGACAUUUUCUGGAGGCUGAAUAUGAUGAAUAUUCUGAUUCCAGUGCUAGUGGAGCUGCAUUUUGCCGUUCUGCUGCUUUAAUUUUAAUGGCUCUUUUACUCUUAAGGCAUGCUAUGUCUCUCACCGGAGAUAGUGAUGAAGAUGCUUCUACAUUUUUCUCUCUUUUCCUGAUACGAGCUGCUGGUUUUCUUCUUCCAUGCUACAUCAUGGCCUGGGCCAUCAGUAUAUUGCAGCGACGAAGGCAAAGACAGCAGGAAGCAGCAGCACUUGCAGCUACUGAAGUUGCAUUCAUGUUACAAGCAGGGCAACGACGAGGAUUGCAGUUCACAAUCGCACCUGGAAUUGCAGUGACUCCACACCAAGCUGCAACUCCCCAGCAAGAGCCACUUCAAUGAUGAAAUCGACGGAGAUGUUUCCAUACGCAUGAGUGAUUAUCUUACUCGUGCUCUGUAUGUUUAAUCGGGUUAUGUUAAACCCACCUAAUAUCACAUUACUUUAGCCUUUCGACAUCUGUGUGUACAUAAAUUUUAUUUGCAUAACUAGAUCUAUGCUGCUCAAGAAACUUAUUUUAAGUGAGGGAUAUUGUCUUCCGAUGAAUUUAUGAGCAUCGAUCAUCUUAAGUUUGGCAGUGUAUCAACGGUGAGCAUGGCCGUUUCAUGCAAGCAUUUUCUGUGUAUUUGUUCGUCAUCGUUGUAUGCGUAGACAAGCCUAUAGAUUCUAA